Rhizophagus irregularis DAOM 181602=DAOM 197198 is the source of this 397-nucleotide messenger RNA. Lineage: Eukaryota; Fungi; Glomeromycota; Glomeromycetes; Glomerales; Glomeraceae. The record is from RefSeq and is a predicted model, not a curated record.
UUUUGAUAUAGAAAUCAAUGAACUUGAGGUGUUGAUUUCUCAGUUUUCAAAAAGUGAUCUUAAUGCAUAUGAAUAUCUUCAUAUUGAGGACGAGAUACCAGAGGGUGGGCUUACUGAUCAUGAAAUAGUUGAUACUAUUCGAAAUGCAAAUAGGGAAGAGGAAAAUGUGGUGGAUGAGAUUGAAUUAACGCAUAUAAUGGAGAAAAUAAAUCUGACAGAGGUAGAAAAGGCUAUAGAUAAAACCAUAAGAUUUUUAUAUAAACAAGGACCAGAAUUCGAGGAAGUAAAUGAAGAGUUGAAAAUUUUAAGGAGAUUGCAUAAAAAAGUGAAGGUAUUGAUUGUAAAAAAUUUAAAACAGGUUGAUCUUCAUUACUUUCGAUACGAUAAUGUUAUUUGA